AUGAAGUCCACAACCGCCCUCUCCGCCGCCUGGGCUCUUCUUGCUACGCGUCCGGCUCUGGCUCAGGAUGACAACAGCGAUUACCUCAAUUCCGUCUGCUCGCCCGAAGGCGAAUUUACAUCUGGAAACAUCCCGCCCUGCAUCGAUAUUGUCAACAUCGAGGCAGCUUGCCAGCCGAAUGGCACGUCGUCACUGGCCCUCGAAGCGCACGCUCAAUGCAUGUGCGGCGGAUCCUAUUUUCCCGAGUGGCUCGGCUGCCGCCAAUGCCUCUUUGACCACGGCGGCAUGAGCAGGCGCAACCUGACGUACUACGAGUCCGUCAUCCACACGGCCAGCGCGCUGCUCUGCGACGCUGCGACGCCGACGGCGCCGUUCCAGUCCGUCUUUGCCAGCGCCGCCGCCGAGGUGCCCAUCCCCACCACGGGCGACACGGCGCUCUCGGAUAUAGCCCCGAGCGACACGGCCGUCAGCGUCUACUACACUGCUUCGGGGGGCUCUCAGGGCGCCGGCGCCAUCACCGGCAGCGCCACGGCGGCCACGGCCACCGGAGAUGUGACUACGGAUGCCGCCGCGAGCACCACUGGUACGUCGGCUACAAAGACCACUUCCAAGGCUUCCUCGUCCAAGACGACGAGCACCGCGUCCGGGAGCUCUACGCAGUCGAGCUCGAGCAAUUUUGCUGGCCCGACUGCGGCUCCUGCUGCAAAGAAUGUGUUGCUUGCCAUUGCCGGAGGAGCACUCAUGGCGGCAUUGCAAUAA
This is a messenger RNA of Pestalotiopsis fici W106-1, 759 nucleotides long. RefSeq lists its product as uncharacterized. The transcript has 2 exons. The record is from RefSeq and is a predicted model, not a curated record. Bases 1 to 759 code for a protein of 252 amino acids. NCBI's taxonomy places the organism in Eukaryota, Fungi, Ascomycota, Sordariomycetes, Amphisphaeriales, Sporocadaceae.